AUGAAGGCCUUCAUCUUCCUCGCUCUUCUGGGAGCUGCUGUUGCUUUCCCUACUGAUGAUGAUGACAAGAUUGUCGGGGGCUACACCUGCGAAGAGAAUUCUGCUCCCUACCAGGUGUCCCUGAACGCUGGCUACCACUUCUGCGGUGGCUCUCUCAUCAAUGACCAGUGGGUUGUGUCCGCUGCUCACUGCUACAAGUCCCGAAUCCAGGUGCGUCUGGGAGAACACAACAUUGAGGUCCUUGAGGGCAAUGAGCAGUUCAUUGACUCUGCCAAGGUCAUCCGCCACCCCAAUUACAACGCCUACAACAUCGACAAUGACAUCAUGCUGAUUAAACUGAACGCCCCCGCUACCAUCAGCUCUCGAGUGUCCACCAUCUCCCUGCCAAGGUCUUGC
This is a messenger RNA of Chrysochloris asiatica (Cape golden mole), 396 nucleotides long. RefSeq names its product cationic trypsin-3-like. Gene Ontology annotation, molecular function: serine-type endopeptidase activity. The annotation marks the transcript as partial. The transcript is spliced from 3 exons. Lineage: Eukaryota; Metazoa; Chordata; Mammalia; Afrosoricida; Chrysochloridae. The record is from RefSeq and is a predicted model, not a curated record. Gene Ontology annotation, biological process: proteolysis.